This is a messenger RNA of Talaromyces rugulosus, 2172 nucleotides long. RefSeq lists its product as uncharacterized. The transcript has 6 exons. Bases 1 to 2130 code for a protein of 709 amino acids. Gene Ontology annotation, biological process: endoplasmic reticulum to Golgi vesicle-mediated transport; positive regulation of GTPase activity. Gene Ontology annotation, molecular function: GTPase activator activity. Gene Ontology annotation, cellular component: endoplasmic reticulum membrane. The record is from RefSeq and is a predicted model, not a curated record. Lineage: Eukaryota; Fungi; Ascomycota; Eurotiomycetes; Eurotiales; Trichocomaceae.
AUGGAUGAAACCGUGGAGGAUCUGUCAACAGACAGAGACGCCAAGCAAGCAUUCGAUGCUGAGACGAGAGAAAAAUCAAGAGCUGUUGACGAGAAGCGAGAAGCCAUUGAAAGGGCAUGCCAGCAAAAGGACGUUAAAGCCUUGGUGGGCUAUGCAACCUCUCCCGGGGGUUUGCUUGAUGAUACACUACGACAAGCCGCAUGGCCUCUUCUGCUAGGAGAAGAUCAGUCAAAGGAGGUCUCGCAAAUAGACUGGACUGAUCUCCCCCGACAUGGAGAUGAAGACCAAGUCAAGUUGGAUGUCAACCGAUCUUUUGUGUAUUAUCCACAGGGCGAGGAAGAAGAUCUUGCAAAACGCAAGCAACAAUUAUCAAAUCUCAUCACCGAGACUCUCCGACGUCAUCCGAUGCUUUGUUAUUUCCAAGGGUAUCACGACAUUGCACAAGUGCUUCUGCUAGUACUCGGUCCUCAUACAGCCCGUAAUACCUUUGCGCGAGUUUCUCUGUUACGGAUACGAGAUUACAUGCUCCCGUCAUUAACGCCUGCUCUUAAGCACCUCAACCUUAUUCCGGUCAUAUUGGAAAGCGUCGACGUGAGGGUUCGCAGACACUUAUCUGGGACCCAGCCUUUCUUUGCACUCGCAGCUGCUCUCACAUUAUAUGCCCACGAUAUUGAAGAAUAUGACGACAUUGUACGAUUAUAUGAUUUCUUACUUUCUCACGAACCCGUCGUUGCAAUUUAUCUGUUUGCGGCCAUUGUUCUGAAACGAAAAAAGGAGCUUUUGGACAUACCUAUUGACGAGCCUGAGAUGAUUCACUUUACCUUGUCUAAGCUUCCUGCGCCUCUUGACUUAGAAGGCUUGAUCGUAUCUACCUUGGACCUCUACGAACAGCACCCUCCCGAAUCUCUGCCAUUCCGGACUUGGCGGCAGAUACCGUACAAUAGCGUUUUGAAGACUUCUCGAACCGUUGGAGAAGCCGUCAGCUUUGACGAGGCAACACAACUAUUUGAAUUGCAAGCAAAGCAAUUACAACGGGAAGAAUCCCGAAAGAAGAUUUACGCAGCGCUCUGGCGCUAUCGGAGACCUGCUGGCUCUCUGGGUCUGGCUCUCCUUGUUGGGUUGGUGUCGAUUUAUAUUCACGUUGAUGCCGAGGUGCGACUCUCUCUUUUGCUGCUUUCGAACACGAGUGCAAUUCAUUAUCGCGGCGACCUGGGCCACACUGAUCUUCAAGAAGACCUUGAAUUUCACCCAUCAAAUUUUGAGAAUGAUGCUCGCACCGCCAAGAUCCAAGCUGAUUCACAACCCUUUCUCGGAGGCAAUGGAGGUGGUGGAGGAGGCUCAUCUCGCGAUGCCGGUGGUCGGUCGGGAGACGGCAAACACCGACUGUGGACUAUCCAGUAUUACAGCCAGUUCUUUGAUGUUGAUACAAACGAAGUGCUCCGACGCUGCGUAGCCGCAGUCUAUCCGCGCUCCAACUUCCUCGACAUUCUGGAUGGGAACCCGGAUCUGUACGGACCGUUCUGGAUUGCAACCACUGUCAUCAUCAUCCUCUUCUUGACCGGAACCAUUUCGCAGUAUCUGUCGCGUGAACAUGACAAGCAUUUCGAAUACGAUUUCAGACUGCUCUCUGGAGCAGCCGGCCUCGUUUACGGAUAUACCGGCGUGAUUCCCAUUGCCUUGUGGGCUGCUCUGCGAUGGUUCGGCAGCUCUACGGCCGACCUCGUCGAAUGCUGGGCGCUGUAUGGAUAUGCCAACCUCAUGUGGAUUGCCGUUGCCUUGGUCAGCUGGAGUCCUCUGACGGCACUGAACUGGGCCCUCGUCGGUGUUGGGUUUGCCUCGACAGUGUUUUUCCUUUUGCGCAACUUGUAUCCCGUGCUCACUGCGACUGAUGCCAAGACCAGCAAGAUGCUGCUUAUUGCGGUUGUUGUUCUGCAUGCUGGUUUGGCUAUUGCCAUCAAAGUCCUGUUUUUCGCGUAUGAUUUUUUUAUUAUCUCCCUCCUUUUAUCCUCUUUUGCUAACACCUUUUCCAGUCACGGUAGCCCCGUUUCGAAAAAGAACCACGAUGACGACGAUGACAAGCAUGAUGACGACGACGACAAGGACGAUGACAAGAGACGCCUGCUUUUCUAAACGUCGCGCAAGUUGAGAGGAAACCGUAGUUUCGUGGAUUAG